Messenger RNA from Sclerotinia sclerotiorum 1980 UF-70, 1710 nucleotides. RefSeq lists its product as hypothetical. The record is from RefSeq and is a predicted model, not a curated record. Bases 1 to 1710 code for a protein of 569 amino acids. The transcript has 4 exons. Lineage: Eukaryota; Fungi; Ascomycota; Leotiomycetes; Helotiales; Sclerotiniaceae. Gene Ontology annotation, molecular function: protein binding.
AUGUGCCAAAGAUGGUAUCAUUCGUCGAUAAUGAAGAACGAUAUCCUGUAUAUCUACGGGGGUUAUGAAACAUUCGUUGAAUCUAACAAGCAUGGUGCUAGAACCGGUAAUGUCACUAUGGGUACAAACAACUAUAUGAUCAGUGUUGGGAUGAACGAGUCCUGGAAUUGGACAAUGGCCUCCGCAAGUCUGCCACUGGUAUCAGAACAGGUUUUUGUUCCAGAUUCCGAAUCGUCAAAUGCCUUCUCGUCCGUAGUGCUUAAAGGCGCUCUUUUUUCAGGAUCUCCUGGUGGAAAUCAGAUAUAUCUAUAUGGUGGAACUGAGCAAAGCAUGAAUACUAGCUUUUAUGGAUAUCCGGAUCCCACAUCACCAAACCAAACACUUUUAUCAUACGAUGUAACGCAGAAUCAGUGGGAUUCGAUUAAUGUAGAUUCUACGAUACCCGAAAAGCCCAGCUCCGGAUCAAGUGCUGAUGUGCCGGAUCAAGGUCUCGGGUUUUACUUUAAUGGCGAGAUAAAUCCUGGAUCAAGCACAGAAACUACCUCGAUCCCCGAAGGAAGCUCGGUGCCACUAGAGGGUAUGGUUAUGCUAAACAUGACCGACAAUACGACGAGAAAUAUCUCUACUUCUGCCAUCGAUACAAAUUCCAGAACAGGAGGUAUUUUACAGUAUAUCCCUGGAAUAGGAGAAAAUGGCAAAGGUAUACUAAUACAAUUUGGUGGCAUGUAUCGUCAGGCAGGUAAUUUAUCAAAUGAACUCGGCACACUGGCUCCAAUGGAUCAAAUCAACAUAUUUGAUAUCAACAGUGUGUAUGACGGGAAAAAUGGGACCUGGUACACUCAGCAGGCAUCGGGAAAUUUACCCCCAAGAAGAAUAGAUUCGUGCACUGUCGUCGCCGCUGCUCCUGACAAUUCGAGUUACAAUAUAUAUCUUUAUGGUGGACAAGAUGGAGAUUCAGUAUCCUAUGACGAUGUAUUUGUGCUCUCAUUACCUUCGUUCAAAUGGAUCCAGGUCUAUGAGGCUGUGCCAGGAAGCCCUCGUUUUGGGCACACAUGCCAUCUAGUCGGAAAUCGACAGAUGCUAACGGUUGGUGGCGCCCAAAAGAAGUAUUCUUCCUAUUGUGAUUGGGAGAGUUCAGGGGUGGCUAUAUACGACAUGUAUGCGCUAUCAUGGACCUCGGCGUUCCAUCACGACGCUAAUAGUUAUAUUGUCCCUGGUAACAUUACUGAUGCCAUUGGUGGAAAUGGCUUUGCACAGAUUACACGACCUUCGAAGGAUUUUACAAAUGCGGAUGUCGCCUCGCUCUUCAAUCAAACUUUACUGGGUACAGGUACUGAUAACUCUAGCAAUGCAAAUACUACGGGCGGUAUCACAUCCAACUCAACUGCUUUAGUCUCCUCACCGACUAAUAAUAUACACCAUGGUGCAAGCACCGGCGUGAUAGCCGGAGCUACCAUCGGAGCGGUGGCUGCUGUUCUAAUACUUUCCUAUUUGCUAUGGAUAUGGCGCAGAUCAUUCAUGGCAGCUGGCACCAAAGAUCAAGGAGAAGCAAGGGCUGAAUCACGCCAAUCUUUAAUUUUGGAGGAUGCGAAAGCUGCUGAUUGGGUUCGAGCAAAUGUAAUGAGUAUAGCGUACGACUCUAGCAAUCCUUGUCACGUACCAGGUAUAGAAGGACGAACAGAACAAGUUCAUGGAAAAGUCGAGUCUUGA